AUGGUGGAGCUACAAAACAGAGCCAACAAGUUCAUACACGUGGAGGAAAUGCAGGCUUAUCAGCAAGUUCAGAAGGAAGAGUAUGCACGGGUGGUAGGUCACGAUCAUGGACGAAAGGAUGGAAAGCAAGCACGAGAGCAAGAUGAAGGGAGGAACUUCAAAAGAAGAGAAUUCCUUAAGGGACCCCGAUACACCCGGUAUACAUCAUUGAGUGCAACAAGAAUGAGGGUGAUGGAAGAGGCCUUGCGGGCGGAUCUUUUAACCCUGAUACAGGCACCCACUCCCAAGAAUGCUGAUGGACAGAAGCAUUGCAAGUAUCACCAAAACUUGGGGCAUGACACAGAAGAUUGUGGCACACUGAGGGAUAAGUUGGAAGAAUUGCACUCAGGCAGUAAUGGAAAGCGCUGGGAAGAUCGGCGUGGGGGAAGAACGGCGACAGAGCGAUCCUUUAAGGGCCAUAUCAAUACCAUCUCAUGGGGUUUCACAGGAGGAGGAGCUACCUCGUCAGCCAGGAAGAGGCACUUGAAAAGCCUGAGAAGUGCCAAUCAAGCAUAUGUGAGGCAGAGGUCAAUCCCCAAGAUUACCUUCUCGAACGAAGAUUGUCAUGCUCCCGACCUUAAUCAAGACGAUCUGAUGGUAAUAACGGCGGUAAUAGCCCAGUAUACCGUGGCUAAGGUUUUGAUAGAUCAGGGGAGCUCGGCCAAUAUAUUAUAUUGGAAGACGUUCCAACAAAUGAACCUAUCGAAAGAUAUCAUAGCACCGUUUAAUGAGCAGAUUUUAGGUUUUGUUGGUGAAAGGGUGGAUACAAGGGGGUAUGUAGAUCUCAGAACGAGUUUAGGGACCGAGCGGGGGGCCAAAGAAUUGAAGGUCAGAUUCUUGUUAGUUGAGGCUAACACCUCGUACAAUGCCUUGCUAGGUCGGCCUUGUUUGAAUGCUUUUAGAGCAAUAGUGUCCACACCCCACUUGACGUUGAAGUAUCCAUCAAACGAGGGCAGGAUUUGUACGGUCAAUGCGGAUCAGAGGAUGGCGUGGGAAUGUUAUGUGGCAGGACUAAAGAUGGAACCGUGGACACCAAGAGCAAGAGCAAGACGAGUGGAGGUAGCUAUGGCAGAUAUGGAUCCUAGGACGAACACCGAAGAUCGUAUGGAACCGCUCGGUGAGCUACAAUCGUGCAGUUUGGGAGAAAAGGAAGAGCAAUAUACUUCCAUUGGAGGGAACCUCGAGGAUGAUCAAAAGGAGGCCAUCGGAGGAACAUUGAGGGAUAAUAAAGACUUGUUUGCAUGGACGGCGACAGAUAUGCCAGGAAUUCAUCCCAGUAUAAUGUCGCACAAAUUAUCUUUUUUUAGAGCAGCCCGUCCGGUGGCGCAAAAGAAACAAAGACCGGGGGAGGAAAAAAGGAGGGCGGUGGACGAGGAAGUUAAGAAGUUAAUGGAGGGCGGUUCAUUCGAGAGGUGA
This is a messenger RNA of Vigna umbellata (rice bean), 1455 nucleotides long. The record is from RefSeq and is a predicted model, not a curated record. Lineage: Eukaryota; Viridiplantae; Streptophyta; Magnoliopsida; Fabales; Fabaceae.